Messenger RNA from Caenorhabditis bovis, 1470 nucleotides. The record is from the annotation of a GenBank genome assembly. NCBI's taxonomy places the organism in Eukaryota, Metazoa, Nematoda, Chromadorea, Rhabditida, Rhabditidae.
AUGUCGUGGUGUCAAAAAUUGAUAUUAGUAUUUUAUACAAGUAUAUAUAGCAUAUAUGCCUCAAAAGCUGACGAAGUUGCUAAACGUUUGGAGCUCGGUAGCAAAUCAUUAGCACAAGGCCAAUUUGGAGAUGCUUUAACACAUUACCACGCAGCUGUUGAGCUGGAUCCCAACAAUUACCAAGCAAUGUAUAGGCGAGCAACUACUUAUUUGGCCAUGGGACGCGGUAAAUCAGCUAUUGCCGAUCUUGAAAGGGUCCUUGAAUUGAAGCCUGAUUUCAAUGGAGCUCGUCUUCAACGCGCCAAUAUUUUAUUCAAGCAAGGAGAACUUGAAGACGCCGCAAACGAUUAUAACAUUGUGUUGAGCCACGAUCCUUCUAACCAGGAGCUUCAAGAAAAAACCGAGCUCAUUGAGCAACACCGGCAGUAUCAGCAACAAGCCAAGCGAUCGUUUGCUGAUGGUGAUUGUCAAACUGCUGAAGAAUACAUCAAUCACAUAAUUGAGUCGCAAGUUUGGGAUGCAUCAUUGUACCGAAUGAGGGCGAAAUGCCUCGAAUCUCGAGGUGAACUUAAAAAGGCCAUCCAUGAUAUGAGAAUUGUGACAAAGUUAACCACCGACAGCACGGAUAACAUGUUCGAAACGUCUCGACUCUUGUACCAAGUCGGUGAUCUCGAUGAUUCUCUAAGUGUAAUCCGCGAGUGCCUCAAACUCAAUCCCGAUCACAAAGAUUGCUAUCCAUUCUACAAAAAGUUGAGGAAGGUCGUCAAGUCGCUUGAAAACAUGAAAAAGAAGAUGGAUAAGAAUGAUUGGAUGGGCUGUUUAGAAGAAGGACAGAAAACUAUCAAGUUCGAUCCAUCGACUUCAGUUCAACUCAACGUGUACCGACUCACGUGUCGAUGCAACCGCGAAGCCGGUCACAUAGUAGAGGCAAUUAAUCAAUGUACGGAAAUACUUAAUGAGGAUCCGUCGGACGCUGACAUUCUUUGCGAACGUGCUGAAGCUUACAUUCUUGAAGAGGAAUUCGAUUCAGCGAUCGAGGAUUACCAAAAGGCUACUGAAGUCAAUCCAGAGCACCGAGAAGCCAAGGAAGGACUGGAGAAUGCGAAACGAUUAAAGACACAAGCCGGCAAACGCGACUACUACAAGAUUCUUGGAGUGAAGCGAAAUGCUAGCAAACGAGAUAUAACGAAAGCGUACCGAAAACUCGCACAAAAAUGGCAUCCCGACAACUUUUCGGAUGAAGAGGAGAAGAAGAAGGCAGAGAAGAAGUUUAUUGACAUCGCCGCUGCAAAGGAAGUUCUCUCAGAUGACCAGAAACGACAGCAAUUCGACCAAGGCAUUGAUCCAUUGGACUCGGACGCCCAAAGAGGCGGUCAUUAUGGCCACGGAUUUCCGCAUGGCUUCCCGCACGGAUUCCAUCACUUUGGCGGAGGAGGCGGAGACUAUUCAUUCAAAUUCCAUUUUGGAUAA